AUGUACGAAGGGAUUGACAAUCUGAAAUCCCUUUACGACCGUGCCGGGAAGACUUUCUCCGGCGGUCCUUCUGUGGCACAGGAUGUGCCGCGUCGUACUGCUAAACCAGACCCAGUACGUCGAUCAUCAGUUGGGAGCGGGGCUCCCAAGAAUCCCAGGACGGGGGAUAGCCGCGCCACCGGACGAGAUAACUCGUCCGACGUCCGUUCACGUCGCGGUGGUUCAACAGCUGCUCAACUAGAUAGCGCUGGCAACCGCGAGAGUCCUCUAAUGGAGGUGGAGGAGGAGGAAAGACGCUCUCCACACGAUCAUGGGGAUCGGUGUGUUCCCGUGAGCUUCUUUGAUCGCAUAACGCAAGGGUUACGCGGUGAUCUCUAA
Messenger RNA from Peronospora matthiolae, 378 nucleotides. The record is from the annotation of a GenBank genome assembly. Lineage: Eukaryota; Oomycota; Peronosporomycetes; Peronosporales; Peronosporaceae.